UAUCUAACAAUAAGUCAAUAAAAAAUUUAUGUUUUAAAUUGCUGUUAAAUAUUUUUACAAUCCUUUAUCACUUAUCACCACUUAUUCUAGCUACAACUAAGAUUUAGAAAAUAAACUCAUAAUUAUUUUUUCUUAUUAAUCAUGAAGCUGCUAUUUUCUGCAAUUCUACUAUACAUCAUUAGUCCAACUAAAUCCAAAUGGUCCUUCCCAGAUGACUUCAAAUUCGGAGUUGCCACGGCGGCUUACCAAAUCGAAGGCGGCUGGAACGCUGAUGGUAAAGGAGUAAACGUAUGGGACCAUUUAACCCACACCAACCCAAAUUUUACCAUCGAUAACUCAAAUGGCGACAUUGCAUGUGAUUCUUAUCACAAAUGGCAAGAAGACGUCCAAAUGUUAAAAAACUUAGGAGUCGAUUUCUACCGAUUUUCGCUCUCCUGGACCCGAAUCUUGCCUCAAGGAUUCUCCUCUGAGAUAAACACCGCCGGUGUCCAAUAUUACAGCAACCUAAUUGAUGAAUUAAUAGCAAAUGGUAUCGAGCCAUGUGUUACCCUCUUUCAUUGGGACUCUCCUCAGAUGUUUAGUUCCUUUGGAGGUUAUUACAACCCGAUUUUCGUCGACUUGUUUGCGAAUUAUGCACGGAUUGCUUUUAAAUUAUUCGGAGACCGUGUCAAAACUUGGAUUACUUUCAACGAACCCAAAGUUGUGUGUCAGGAUUAUAAUGAGUUUGUAGGACUAAUAAAUGAGGUUUAUCCUAAUGGAGUUAUUGAAUAUUUAUGUACUCAUAAUCUUCUCAAAGCUCACGCUGAAGCUUAUCACAUUUACAAUAAUGAGUUUCGGGCAAAACAGAACGGAAAAAUUGGAAUAACUCUCAAUUUUGAAUGGUCAGAACCGGCGAGUACAAAGCCGGAAGAUCUCGAAGCAGCCGAACAAAGAAGACAAUUCGAAUUUGGAUUAUUUGCCAAUCCGGUAGUUUAUGGAAAUUAUCCCAAAAUAGUGAUCGAAAGAGUGGCUCACAAGAGCAAACAGGAAGGUUUCCCAGAUUCGCGUCUACCGAAAUUUACUCAAGCAGAACAGUUAAAAAUAAAAGGAACAUACGACUUUAUCGGUCUUAAUCAUUACAAUAGUUGGUUAGUUAAAGCCUCACCAGAGCAACCUAUCGGAGAACCAAGUUAUGUCAAAGAUGUGGGAACGGAACGAUUUGUUGAUCUAUCUUGGGAGGACACAGAAUGGAACGGAAAGAUUGCACCUUUUGGACUUCGAAAUAGUCUUCAAUGGAUUAAAACAAGGUACAAAAAUCCCUUAAUUUUGAUCACUGAAAACGGAUAUCCGGACAAAACCGGAACUUUGAAAGACGACAGAAGAAUUAGUUUUCUUCAAAAAUAUUUGAAUGCUACUUUACAAGCCAUACAUCAAGAUCAAGUAAAUGUAAAAGCUUACACUGUUUGGACUUUGAUGGAUAAUUUUGAAUGGGCACAAGGAUUUACAAUCAAGUUUGGUUUGUACCAUGUUGAUUUUACUAAUGAUGAAAGGACAAGAACUGCGAAAAAAUCGGUGGAAUAUUAUGGAAGUGUUAUAAAAGAUCGAGUUGUUUAAAAGAAUAUUUUAUUGUAAAAAUAGAUUCAAAUAAAUACAAAUUGUCUUACUUAUUAUUAUUAACAUGUUAAUAUGUAAAUGUU
Molecule: messenger RNA, 1676 nt
Organism: Tribolium madens (black flour beetle)
Lineage: Eukaryota; Metazoa; Arthropoda; Insecta; Coleoptera; Tenebrionidae
Product: myrosinase 1-like
Exons: 4
Coding region: 142-1593 (483 amino acids)
Biological process (GO): carbohydrate metabolic process
Molecular function (GO): beta-glucosidase activity
Source: RefSeq, a predicted model, not a curated record